This is a messenger RNA of Tripterygium wilfordii, 1870 nucleotides long. Its product is annotated as protein PIN-LIKES 7-like. Gene Ontology annotation, biological process: endoplasmic reticulum to cytosol auxin transport. The record is from RefSeq and is a predicted model, not a curated record. The transcript has 10 exons. Gene Ontology annotation, cellular component: membrane. The coding region runs from base 280 to 1563 and encodes 427 amino acids. NCBI's taxonomy places the organism in Eukaryota, Viridiplantae, Streptophyta, Magnoliopsida, Celastrales, Celastraceae.
UAAUAAUGUCAUAUCAUUGUCCCACAAAGACAAACACUCAUGGCAUGUCCACUCUCCACACAAACUGGGGUUGUGUACAUUCAUGCGUCUUUCCUUCCUCCUCCUGGCAUAUUACUCCUUAACCUUUCGUUUUUGUCAAUUUACUGGUAGUUUCUGGUUUUCUUGUCUCAACUUAAUUUGCUGAUAUUGCUCUGAUCUCUUGUUCUUCCUAGCUUCUCUUUGAAUUAUAAUUUAGAAUAGCACCAAGAAAGAGUUUUGGAAGAUUUCUAGAUUGGAAACAUGGGUUUUUGGACACUAUUUGAGGUGGCUUCCAUGCCCAUCUUGCAAGUUCUACUAAUCAGUGCAUUGGGAGCCAUCAUGGCUACUGAAUAUUGCAACCUUCUCCCUGCCAUUACUAGAAAAUCCUUGAACAAGAUUGUGUUCAUAGUGUUCACCCCCUCGUUGACGUUUGCAAGUCUGGCCAAGACUGUCACUCUUGAAGACAUCAUCUCAUGGUGGUUUAUGCCAGUCAACAUUGGCCUCACUUUUCUAUUUGGAGGAAUUCUUGGAUGGAUACUUGUAAAGAUUAUGAAACCCAAGCCUUACCUGGAAGGCCUUGUUAUUGCUACCUGUUCAUCAGGAAAUUUGGGAAACCUUCUGCUGAUCAUUGUUCCUGCAAUUUGCAAUGAGGCUGGAAGCCCAUUCGGUGGUGAUCGAGCUGCUUGUAGCUCUGUUGGACUCUCAUAUGCAUCUUUCUCCAUGGCUCUUGGAGGCUUUUACAUCUGGACUUACACAUACCACCUGAUACGUACCUCAUCUGUGAAAUUCAAAGCUCUCAAAGCUACAGAAGAGGACUUAAAAGAACCCAACAGAGAUUUGGAUGCUACACAAGAAACUCACCUACUCAAGGCAGUAGAAGAAGAUCAAGAUCAAGAGCAAGUAAUUGGUAUAGUUGUGGCAUCAUCAGCAAAGUCUGCAGAAGAUACAGAGGAUCAAUCAAUUGUCCCCCAAGAAUCAGCUAGUCCAUUGGAGGAAGAGCAGGAGUCUUUCUGGAGUAAAUUGCAAGGAAUUGUUCAUAUGAUCGUGGAGGAGCUACUGGCACCACCCACAAUCGCUGCCAUAAUGGGGUUUGUCUUCGGAGCAGUCACCUGGCUCAGACACCUUAUCAUUGGUGAUACAGCUCCCUUAAGGGUGAUCCAAGACUCAGUAAAGAUACUUGGGGAUGGAACCAUUCCAUGCAUCACUCUUAUACUGGGAGGCAACCUCACUCAAGGCUUACGGUCAUCGAGAAUCAGAGCAUGGGUCAUCGUUGGGGUGGUCCUUGUCCGGUACAUUGCACUUCCUGCCAUUGGAAUCUGGGUGGUUAAAGGUGCUUCACAACUUGGCUUCCUCCCAUCAGACCGUUUGUUCCACUUUGUGCUCAUGGUUCAGUUUACCCUGCCACCUGCAAUGAAUAUUGGUACGAUGACCCAGCUGUUUGAUGUGGGCCAAGAGGAGUGUUCGGUCCUCUUCCUGUGGACAUACUUGGUUGCAGCCCUAGCUCUCACUGUUUGGUCGACAAUCUACAUGUGGAUCUUGUCCUGAACGAACCUCAAACCAGCGCAGCCGCACCCAUGUCCAUCACCAUUCUAUAAGAGUGUGUCCAUUAGUAUACAAAAGUAAUGCCAUAUAAUAUAUUUCCUUGACAUUUCUGUGAAAUUGCAUACAAAAGGAACAACAGCAUUCAAAAGGGUACUUCUUGUUAUCUCUCACGUGAUUUUUUGUUUUUGUUUUUGUGUGUUUUUCUUUUUUGCACAGUCCAAUCACUAGUUACCUCAUAAGAGGGAUUUUAAGGGUGGUUUGCGAAACAAUUUGAGAAUUAACAUAUAUGAUGUGUAUGUUGAUUUUAAAA